AUCGAGUUAACAAUUCACAUUUUUUAUUUCGAAUAACUAUUUACUUAAAUAUUCUAAAUAUAAAUUAUAAUACAGUGAUCCGUUUUAGUUUAAUAAAGAAAAUUGAAUUAUAUUAAAAUAAAAAGAAUUGCUUUGAUUUGAUAGUGUUUUUGAGAACCUACGAUGUUUUGGCGAUUUCUGAUAGUCUUUGGAGUAAUUUUGCAAACAAUGUUUGUUUCGCCAAUUUCUGAGGGUGAUUCUGAUGAUGAAGUAUUGCAUUUGAUCGGCGAUCCAGACUUUAGAGAUGUUCGUCUUAGAUGGGAGUACGGAUUGGCUGAAGAAGAUCCUAAAAAAGUAAUCGCUUUCCAAAUACACUACUGCGAGCUACAAGCAUGGGGACAAUAUCGCUGUAGAAGUAAGGUCGUAGACAAUUUCGAAGAGGAGAGAUCAGGCAGAGCGCUGGAAUCGACUACAACAGCGAAGACCCCAGUGGUCGGCCGCCGUGGUCGUCUUUACACGGCUUACAUCACCGGUCUGCGGAUGGCUACCACCUACUCCUUCGAAGUGCGACCUGUGCGACGCGACGCGCGAGAUCUAGCUGAUCAUCAAUCCAUUGGUUCUAAAAUAAUCAUCGUACCCACUAAAGGAUUUUCAGCACGUGCGACACAGUGUUUGCCUCAUGCAAGCGAAGUUGAGGUAUCAACUGGUCCAUAUUUCGGAGGUCGUAUUGCUGUGGAAGCGGCAGAUGGAGGCCCUGAAAGAUGCUCCAUACAGGGCAACCCCAAUAGCGCUCAGGAUGCCUAUAUCUUGCGGAUCCAUCACGACGAAUGUGGCUCUGAUGUCAACGAGACGACCGUAGCAACCUAUGUCAUUGUGCAGGAGAAUCUCCCGAUAUUAACGCAUAGUACACGAAGAUUUCUCGUUCUAUGCAGUUACAAGCCUGAUACUCUGACCGUUCGUGCAGGCAUUAACCUGCCGAAGUCAAGUCCUGGUGAUAUCCUGAUGGAGACGAGACCGCACGCCUCCGUAGAACUCUACAACGAUAUUGAAGACAAUGAUCUUCAACCCGCACGACUUGAGGCCCGCCAAGAGAAAUCAACCCAGAGUAUGUUCGGCGAGAUAACACUAGUAAUGUUUUUAGUAGUCACUGCCUUCGUCGGCAUUGCACUGCUGAUAUGGAAAAUGGUGCCUCAAGUUGACAAAGACAACAUUUCUGUGUCCACUCAAUCUUCUUUAUCACGCAGCAGCAUCUUCAGUCGACGAAACAUUGAUAGAUUCUCCGAUAAAAGCUCUGUAUAUUCUAUUACUCUGUCUGAAAGAGACGAAGACGUCAAGAAACGCAGCGAUGCGGAUAAUACUUCUGAAGCGUAAUUUAUAUUUUUUUAAUUUCAAUAGGUUUAAGUUAUCUUAAUAUAUGUAGUUUUAAAAAAAUGCAAUCUCAAUAUCUUUAACACUAACUUGAUACUAGAUUUGUGAAUAUAAGUUUUUAAGAAAACCGGUGCGAAGACGAUGAGAAAACUUAGAUAAUUUAUAUAUCUAGAUAGAGCCUUUUGUUGUUAGGCAAGUCAUUACAACAGGCCAGGUUUAUUACUUUAGUGAGUGACAGCUACGUCUUACACUCGCGAUGCAUCUGUCACACAGUUUUAGUGUGCGUGACUUGCUGAGAAGAGGCUUAAAGUUCACCGCUAUUUUUUUCAACGUGCGCACAGCUGUCACAGUCUAUCUAGACGUAUAAAUUAACUUAUAGAAAAAAUAUAUUUGUACUUUCAAAAUACCCAUGUAAAAGUUUUUUUUUUUAAAUUGCAUUUGUUGUCACAGCGAUAAUAGAAAUCGCUGCUAAAUUAGGCAGCUGCCUAACUAUUGCUGUAUAAUAAAAUAGGUACCUACAGCCCAUUGACAGACAGACAGAGUAAACUAAAAUUAACAAAGUAACUAGUAAACUUCGGUUAGUAUCAUUGUUUUAUCCUCUAUCGGCGGUUUUCAAUAACCUAUUUAUCCUUAGUUUAACUUACUAGAGGUAGACAAAUCUAUCCUUUUACGCUUACUUAAGUUUCAAUAACCUAUCGACAGGUAGCAUUGGAAUAUAACUAAUAAUAUAACUAUAUUGGACGUAACUAUGGAUAGAUAAGAUCUUGUCAUUAAACGGUGAUAGCAAUAUAUCCGUAACUAGAGAUACGUUAUAGUAUACGGCCCUAUAACUCAUGUAGUAAAAGAUUGCGGACAGCGCACACAAUACAAUUAAACACAAAGAGUGACGACACGUUUCAACACCCGCGAGUGGCAGCUCACAACUGACAACUGACACUUGACAGCACUGUCCUCAGGGGCCUUAUUUAGAAGGGCGUCUGUACAGACUACAGAGUUAUAUUUCACAGGAUCGCGUCAUUAGUUCCUAUGUCGGCCACUAUAAGUAUACACCGUUACUUUAAAAUUACUAAAUAUUUUUUUUAUCAAUAACCAUUAUUGACGAAAAAGAAAAUAAUAAACAAUCUAGAAAAAUGUUACAUGACAAAAGAUAUUGAUAAAUUUCAAUGUGUUUUUAGAUGUACACAUUCAAAAGAACAAACUACGAAGUAUUCAAAAUUCACAAUGUUAUUAAUAAAUCGUUUACGCAAACAUGAACGGCCCCUUUCUUGGCCCCGCCCUCCUCUCGCCCUGUCAACACUGUCAUUGAUAAAUGAUACGUAGUAUUUUUAUGUCCUUAGUGACAACUUAAAAAUGUAUUUAUUAUUUUAAACAAAUUACAUAAUAUAAAUAAAUUAUUUUAAACAAAUUACAUAAUAUAAAUAAAUUAUUUUAAACAAAUUACAUAAUAUAAAUAAAAUAACAAUAAAAGAAAAAAACCUUAAAAACUACAUACUAAUAUUAAUAAGACGUGUAUAAAAAAAAAGCAAAACAAAAGAAUAACCCCCUUAUUCAUAAUAGUCUGCUAACUUAACUAAUUCUCACCCUGUCUUCUUCUAUUGACCUAAGUCAGAAUGAGAAAAAACACUCCAUAGCGGCUGUUUUAAGUUAGCGGACCAUUAUGAAUAAGCAUUUAGGUGCUAGACAUACAAACUAAAGAAUUUACGAAUACCCUCAAUGUUAACAAUAAAACUAUAAUACUACAUGUAUGUUAUCAUUUGCUGUUAUAUAUUUUUGCGUCCUUAUUGAUGAUUUAAUUGAUUUUUGUUGCUUUUUAUACAGAGUGAUUACUUUGUUAACUAAAUUGAAAGUUUAUUAUGUAAUAAUCUUGUAGAUGUCCACUACAGAAGAAAAAAUGAAUCAAUACAAAAUCUUUAAAAAUCAUAUUUACGAUCUCAUUGCCAUUCAAUUUUUUUGGUAACUAAAAAGUAAUGGUCUUAUAUAUAAUGUGUGUAUUGGAAUUUAUAUAUUUUUCAUUUGCGCUAUUGUUGUACUUUGAAGUUUAAAAUAGCAGGUGUAAUAUUCAUGUUACAACUGCAAUAUAUUGGUACAACAAAAUCUGAUGCAAUGUUUUAUAAUUAAGCUUUUAAAUGUGAUUUUAAUUUGUAAGUACUAAUCACCCAUUAUUGUAUGUAUUAGUUUAAUUUGUAAAUAUUAGUUAUAUAACAAUAGUGUUGCAUUUAUUUAUUCACAUAAUAUUAUAAGGCUAGCCAGUACAUCGCCACAGAUAAUAUUAAGAAAAAUUAAAUUUGUAACCAAAAUUUAUGAACGAUGCGGCACUAGAAUUCACAGCCUCUCGGGUUCAGUCCGAGUGCCCUUCCACUCAGCCAACCUACCUAAAUUUUGGUUACAAACUUACUUUAAUUAAUCCCAGAAGUGAGGGCAAAAUAUUAAAUUGUUUAUUUAAAAAAUUGUCAUCUUGCACAUUUGUGUGUUAAUAAAUAUAAUUAAAAAAC
This is a messenger RNA of Leptidea sinapis, 3839 nucleotides long. RefSeq lists its product as uncharacterized. The record is from RefSeq and is a predicted model, not a curated record. The coding region runs from base 163 to 1350 and encodes 395 amino acids. NCBI's taxonomy places the organism in Eukaryota, Metazoa, Arthropoda, Insecta, Lepidoptera, Pieridae. The transcript has 6 exons.